Molecule: messenger RNA, 1239 nt
Organism: Polypterus senegalus (gray bichir)
Lineage: Eukaryota; Metazoa; Chordata; Cladistia; Polypteriformes; Polypteridae
Gene: stpg1
Product: sperm-tail PG-rich repeat containing 1
Exons: 9
Coding region: 84-1112 (342 amino acids)
Biological process (GO): positive regulation of mitochondrial membrane permeability involved in apoptotic process
Source: RefSeq, a predicted model, not a curated record
GCCAACAUCCUCUAACACGCACAUGCGGCGAAUCCUAUCAAAACAUCAGGCGAAUGAAGCGAAAGCUGGUGUACUAGCAAAGCAUGGCAGUAAAUGUGGCAGGUGAUAAGAAUGACAAUUACAACUAUAAGAGAAUCCACUCACUUGUGACUGGCAAAAUUUGCAAAGGCAACAAAGUCUCAUCCAAUGUCUGUUCCAUUCCAACAAAGUACCGAACAGUGAUUGUUCCAGAUACUGAGCGCAAAGGGUUUUGUUCUCAGACAAAGAGAUUUCUUUAUGAAAGCAGCCAGAAUGAAAACCCAGGGCCUGGAUCUUAUAAUGUUGUUGAUAGCCCUGUAGAAACUGGCAGUCCCUCUUUGUCAAAAAAAGGUACCAGUAGCUUUGUGUCCAAGUCCAUUCGAGCUGCUUCAAGACGUUUCCGAGUCACUCCUGCUGCCAAUGCUUAUUCACCAACUUUACUCACAAAGAAGAACUUUAGUGUUGGAAACUCAAGUGUGUUUCAGCAGCCAAUUGCAGUUAAACCUGAUACAGUGAAAGACAGCACUCCUGCACCCAAUCAAUAUAACGUUUCUAGUUCUGCCUUGGGGAGUAGCAGCAAUGCAUCAGCGCAGUCAGCUUUCAUGUCAAAAACUCAAAGGAACUUACAGUUGUCUGGAAAUCUGAAGGUGCCUUCUCCAUGCCAUUACAGAGUGAAUGAUUCCCUCACCAAGGAAUCGCCGAAGACUGUCGUUUCUUCCUUUAGGUCAACUACUACACGUAAAUUCCUUGAAGACACUUCACACGUACCAGGACCUGCUGCUUAUAAUCCUUUUGAUUCUCCCAAGCCUGUUCAAAAAAGUACUUUGCAAAAGAGACACUAUCUAUGCAUUUCCGCUCCUGCUAUGAAAAUGCCAAAAACACCACCACUGCCAGGUCCUGGCCAGUAUGAAAUGGUAGACUAUAAUGGUCCACCAAAACAUUAUAUGUCAAGUGCUGUCUUUGUGUCCAACACAAGCCGAUGGGCUGGAGAUAACAAGUGCAAGGAAUUCCCUGGGCCAGGUUUCUAUGAGCCUGAAAAACCAAAAAAACAUUCAUUUCUAUAUAAUAACAAUAAGAAGUGGGUACCCAAUUAACAGAACUGACAACGCUUAAAAUGUUACCCUGUUCUACCUUAAGAUGCCAUGUUGAAACGUACUGUAUUAUCUUUUUAUAAACAUUUUGCAGUGUGCAAUCAAGCAUUAUGUACAGAAUAAAUAAUUA